ACGGAAAGUGGGUCUUCGAUAAAAGCCAAGGACCCGGGAAAGGCAGGCCAAGUCCUGAGCAACGAUCGUUUGACCGGGGUGUUUUUUGGGGCAUUUCAUUUGAUGACGACAGGUCGCCAUUGUUCCCCCUACCAAGUUCGCUCCCGAAUAGGCACAAUGAUGAAACCGAGCAAAACGGGACACUGCCCGACUGCGCAUGGGCGGGGCCGUAUACUUCGCUUUUGGGAUUGAUUGGCGGAAUGGAAGUUCAAGAUUGGGCACCUCCCGAUCGACAACACCAUGUCGACGGCGGUGCCUGUGCUGGGCUGGUGGUCUUGUUGAUAUAUAACUGACUUUGACGCCUGUGACAUGAUUGAUGCUUUACUACUAUUGCAUCCAUCCCACACAACAUCACUCAGACAAGCUUUACCAAGCCUUUUGCAGAACACACCUUGAACUAUUCCAACACCAACAAACAAACAAACAAACACACGCUUCCAACCCUCUGUUGCUCAACACAAUGAAGAGUUUCGUUUCCCGCCCGUCCGCGGAGUCGCAAUCCCCACCACGCUACACCCCCCAACAACAAGAUGUCGAACUAGCCCGACUAAACAGCGCCUCCCCCUCCGUGCUCAGCGCGCCCCCUCCCUACGGCGACGAGGAGAACCCUCCCCCCUCCUCCGGCACCUUCCACCCCACGGUGCACUUCCAAAUCCAAACCACCGGCAAGCAAUGGAUGUCCAUGCCCUUCGCCCCCAAACCCGAACCCAUCCCGGUCUUCGCCCUCGACCCCACCGACACAGUCUACACCACCGCCGCCGGGACCACAACCCCCCAAUUCACCUCCACCCGCCCCGAGCGCUCCUCCGGCAGCUGCUACCUCACCACCACCAACCCUGAAGGCACCACCGCCUCCACCACCACCUACCGCUUCGGCCCCGGCCGCCCGCCCCUCGUGCGCCUCUUCUCCCCGCACCACCACUCCGCCCCGCUGGACCCCACCACCCGCGCCCGCCUGCUCUUCUCCAAAGACGCUGCCACGGAUGACGACAACGCCGGCGCGUGGGACGCCUUCCCCGUCACCUCGGUCGGCCUGCUCACGCGCGCCGUGGCGUUCCGCUCGCGCCUGGGCAGCUUCCAGUGGCGGUACGCGUCGCGGCGGGAGCGGCACGCGGCGGCGAAGGGGUUGGAGGGCGGUGGGGUGGGGGAGGUGGAGGUGUCGAGUCUGUUGGUGCUGGAGCGGGUGGUCAAGGUAGCACAGGACGUUUCGUCCUCUUCGUCGAAGGGUAAAGGGGAGGAGGAGGUGCGGACGGUGGUGGCGCACUUUGCGCGCGGGGAGGGUCUGCGCACGCCCGGGAGCGGGGCGAGCAGCGCGGGGAAUGGGGGGAGGUUGGUGAUGGAUUUGGGGGUUUGGGAGGGGGUGGAUGGGAAGGGGGAGCGGGAGAUGGCGCUGUUGAUGGUGGUGACGACGUGCUUGGUUAUGUUGAAGAGGGAGGUCGAUCGGAGGAGGGCGCAGCAGAUUGCGAUUAUGGCGGGGGCUGCGGGUGGAGGAAGCUAAGGGGGAAGAAGGGGGAAGAAUGGGGAGGAAGGG
Molecule: messenger RNA, 1570 nt
Organism: Chaetomium fimeti
Lineage: Eukaryota; Fungi; Ascomycota; Sordariomycetes; Sordariales; Chaetomiaceae
Exons: 1
Coding region: 356-1537 (393 amino acids)
Source: RefSeq, a predicted model, not a curated record